Molecule: messenger RNA, 3523 nt
Organism: Hyaena hyaena (striped hyena)
Lineage: Eukaryota; Metazoa; Chordata; Mammalia; Carnivora; Hyaenidae
Gene: PRKAB2
Product: protein kinase AMP-activated non-catalytic subunit beta 2
Exons: 8
Coding region: 171-989 (272 amino acids)
Biological process (GO): signal transduction
Cellular component (GO): nucleotide-activated protein kinase complex; cytoplasm; nucleus
Molecular function (GO): protein kinase binding
Source: RefSeq, a predicted model, not a curated record
GCCACUGGCCUUGUAGCCAUUUUAGGAGGAAACCCGGAUCGCUAGCCCGGGGCGCGGCUUCAAUUUCAAUAACUUUAUUGGCGGCCUCAUCCGCUGAACAACCAUCGCACUGGUGGCUGGGGGAGGAGGGAGAGCAUCGCGGGAGGUGGCCCCCGACUCGAGCUCCAGCCAUGGGAAACACCACCAGCGACCGGGUGGCUGGGGAGCGCCACGGCGCCAAGGCUUCACGCGCCGAGGGCGCCGGCGGCCAUGCGCCGGGCAAGGAGCAUAAAAUCAUGGUGGGGAGCACCGACGAUCCCGGCGUCUUCAGCCUGCCGGACUCCAAGCUCCCUGGGGACAAAGAGUUUGUAUCAUGGCAACAAGAUUUGGAGGACUCUGUAAAGCCUACGCAGCAGGCCCGGCCCACUGUUAUCCGCUGGUCUGAAGGUGGCAAGGAGGUCUUCAUCUCUGGGUCCUUCAACAAUUGGAGCACCAAGAUCCCACUGAUUAAGAGCCAUAAUGACUUUGUUGCCAUCUUAGACCUCCCUGAGGGAGAGCACCAGUACAAGUUUUUUGUGGAUGGACAGUGGGUUCACGAUCCGUCAGAGCCUGUGGUGACCAGUCAGCUUGGCACGAUUAACAAUCUGAUCCAUGUCAAGAAAUCUGACUUUGAGGUGUUUGAUGCUUUAAAGCUCGAUUCAAUGGAAAGCUCAGAGACAUCUUGUCGAGACCUUUCCAGCUCUCCUCCAGGGCCUUACGGUCAAGAGAUGUACGUGUUUCGAUCCGAGGAGAGAUUCAAAUCCCCACCCAUCCUACCUCCUCACCUUCUUCAAGUUAUUCUUAACAAGGACACUAAUAUAUCUUGUGACCCAGCCUUGCUUCCCGAGCCCAACCAUGUUAUGUUGAACCAUCUGUAUGCAUUAUCCAUUAAGGACAGCGUGAUGGUCCUUAGUGCAACCCAUCGCUACAAGAAGAAGUACGUCACUACUCUGCUGUACAAGCCCAUUUGAAGGGAUCCCUUCCUGCCUCCGGGAUUCAAGAGAAGCAUCUCCCUUGCCUUUCUGGACCCGACCAGUCUUCACUUGAGACUGGAAGGCUGAUUUGCUUUGAGGCUGAUAUGUGUGUUUCAGAGCCUUCGAGUAGGGUGCUCUGCUUUUGCAUCUGAUCGCAGAUGAGAGCUUUAUGAGUUCAUGGAAUUUAUUUUCAGAAAAAAAAAUUAUAUAUAUAUAUAUACAUAUACAUAUAUAAGAGGAAGGUUAACGGGAGCCUCCUAGCUAGAUGUGUUCUCUCUGCCCAUGGGGACUCCCCGACACCUGUGCAGGGGGCUGCAGAAGGACCAUUACAGGAAGCUUUUUUCCUAAAGUGAAGGAAGAGCCAACUCUCAGGAUCCUUGUUGGGUAGAGAUUCCGUCACGGCUACCUUGGCUCUCCCAGGAAUGGGCUUGUGCCAGACUUUUGCCCCGCGUGUCCUUGGCAGGGGCGGCUUCCCUUGCAUGGGUUCUCUGUAUUCCUGUAGCGUGCGGCACAGUCUGCUCUUUAUGAUACCAGGUGCCCAACGGGAACCCUUUUUCUUCUCAUUUCUCAUUCUUGCUCUGAUGCCCUCCUUCCAGUCCUAUACCUGACCCUUCCCUAUCACAAGACUCACUGGCAGGUGACCCCUUUAUGUAAGACCCACCUCAGAGACCAAGGCUGCCAGAAAGUCUCCUUUUUUAAUCCAGCACAGGCCCGGCCACUCGGUUCCCACUUAUUUUAAUUUCUACUAAAGAAAACAAGUCUCAGUGUUAUAAAAGGCGGACUGCAGAAGGCCUGCUUUCUUGUGUUGUGCAGUGCCACAGCUUGGGCUGUCUUGGCACAUUCCCGUCCAGUCUCCUGCCUGGCCUGGCCCUGCUUCCAUAUUUUCUUUCACAGAGCAGACAGCUUUGAAGAUGGGAGUGGAACCAGGGAAAGCUUUCAUGUCUUUCAUCCUUGGGAAGUUUUUACGUGCCUACAUUUUUCUUUAAUUAAAAAAAAAAUGCCUUUUCAUUGUUCUUAAGAGACCACAUAGGAGAAUUUUAGGCCCUUGAUAAAUGGUUCCCAAGAUUUUCUUUGACAAGAAAGUAGUAAUCUAGCCCUCAACAGUCUCACGUUAAUGUGACCUCCCCUGUGCACAUCACUGCACUAAACAGUGUUCUAGAUACAGAUUCAGGUUCACUGGGUGCACCUAGAAAGUUCUUUCAACUUCCAGAUCCAUUAGGCCAAGAAGCAAGAAAGUAGCCCUGGUGUUCCUAACAUGAAUAGUAUUGCUUCCCUUUACCAAGUGCUACUGGAAUCACUUUGUCUUUCUCUUUUUUUAAAGUGUUCGAUGAUGAAGUGAGGUCAGCGACUUUCCAUUUGUGGAAUGAAAAGUAGCUACUCAAGCCACACUCUUGGGGUUGUUCCGAGAUAAAACUUUUUUCCCCAAAUAUCUGUGGCUCUUCCAUUACAGAUAAAUGCAAAUUAAAUGUUCAACUCUGAAGGAGGCCGAAUUCGAUGCUUGAGAGACCCCUCCACUGUUAGGACGUGUCCAGGCGCACUGAAAGGGCACCCAUAGGUCAGUUUAGCUACCUCCUGUCCUGUUCAAAGCUGAUGACACAGCUGUCAUUGGGUUUAUGUAGAGCUGUUAGAUCCUGGGAGUGAGGCAGGAGGGCACUGGGGGGUGGUUUUGCUGGGAGUGCAAAUGGCCAAGUGCUUUGGUGGUUACUUGCUGAGUAUAAAUACCGCUUUAGCCACUUCAGGCCACCUUCUGCAACAGAAGACUUGUGUGGGAAACCUUUCAGGGUCCCAACCGCUUUUUGAGUGGUGUGUCAUUUAAAAAAUCUAGGCCAAAGCCUAUUUUUACCAGCUCUCAGGAUCUACACUGUCUUCAGUUAUACUACUGUUUUUUCCACUACCCAUUAAAUAAGCAGCCCACAUAGGAGGAUUCAAAAUCUUGGUGGCUAAACGGAGGAUUUUGUUACACUCCUUUUUCUUGUCAACAGUAUUGAAAUGUGAUUGCCUGUGUGUUUGUGUAUUAAAAUUUUUACUCUACGCAGGUGUAUCAGUAGAGUGGGGCAGGAAGAGAGAGCCCUUCAGUUUCUCAAGCCAGAGGCUUCUGUGACCGCUUCUGACUCCAGUGACGCUAGAUUUUGGUGCUGGUGGCCUUCAAAUCUCCCUGAUCUGGAAAUGUGCAGGGAGUGUCAGUUUCCCAAGUCCUGAGGUAAUCUUUUGGCCAGAUGUGACAUGAGAGCCCACCAGUUGGUAUGGAAGGGGACAGGCAAGGGGAUCUGGGCGAUGCCUCCUUCAGCAGUGUCCCUUCCCUGCAUUGCUCACAUACCUGUGGCCCUGAGGAGCCUGUCACAGUCUGUCUCCAGAAAACUGUUCUAGAAGGUAGAGAGGAAAGGAGGAAGGUAGCCCAGAGUACAUCCCACUCAUUCUUUUAUGUUGGUUAAAGGGAUAGUUUUUUUUCUGCAAAAGAGAGCUUGGCAGAUUUCGAAAAUGAAUAAAGGCAAAAAAAAAAAAAUUUUUUUUUUAAACCUACAGGAGUUUCA